This is a messenger RNA of Durio zibethinus, 3151 nucleotides long. Its product is annotated as serine/threonine protein phosphatase 2A 57 kDa regulatory subunit B' theta isoform-like. Gene Ontology annotation, molecular function: protein phosphatase regulator activity. The record is from RefSeq and is a predicted model, not a curated record. Gene Ontology annotation, biological process: signal transduction. Gene Ontology annotation, cellular component: protein phosphatase type 2A complex. NCBI's taxonomy places the organism in Eukaryota, Viridiplantae, Streptophyta, Magnoliopsida, Malvales, Malvaceae.
AAGAAUUUUACCAGUAUUAUCUGUAGGAUGCAUACUGUUUGCUCGUCUUAGGGUCCUGUUUUAGAUUUAACUUUUGACUAUGAAGGAAGAAGUCCCAGACAAGAGUAGAAAAAUUGAAAAACACAGAGAUUGACUAGUUAUCAAGGAAGAAUAACCAACAUCACGAGAAAAUUAAUAAAGAAAAAAAAUUAUCAUAGUCAACAAAGAACAACGAGCAAACCAAGAUGGAAAAAUUUUCAAAUUCUUUACUCUAGAAGCUGGUGCUGAUCUUUUUGUUUUGAGUAAGUUUGUACUUCUGGGUUUUGCUUUUUUAAGCCUGAAAGUUUGAAUCUUUGCAAUUGUGCACUGUUGUAGAGAAAAGGGUUGGGCUGAAUUUCAGACAAGGCGCUUGAAGCUGAAGAAGGGUUUCUGUUUUGAGUUGAGAUUAGAAAAUUAUGGAAUUUUGACUAGUUCUUUUAUUUUAUUAGUUUGAAUUUCGUGUUUCUUACGGUAGGGGAUUUUGGUUCCCAUGCGGGCACAAAUUAUUUGGUUUUUAUAGCAAGUUAUUUUGAGUUGGGGUUUUCUUUGUAGAUGAUAUAGAAUGUGGGUUUUGGUGUUUGAUGGAUUCUGAUUAGUUAUUAGAAUUUUGGCGGUUCCGAGUAAUUUGUUGGAAUCAGAAUUUUGGCAUUAAGGGGGGUGAAUCAUGCUCAAACAGAUUCUAAGUAAGCUUCCUCGGAAGUCGUCCAAGACAGCUGAUACUCGUGAAAAUGGUGUAAACCAUACUACUUAUUCUAGUGUUUCUGCUGGCUUGAGGAGCAGUGAUUUAGGAACGGGCAAGUCGGGAAAUUUGAGUGUUUCAUCUUUUCCAGUACCUAAUUCUAUGGUGGAUGUUGGAUGGAAAGUUGCAAAUUUGAAGCCCAAUGGGAACCAUGUGUUCUCUGCUUAUGAAGCAUUGCCUGCUUUCAAAGAUGUUCCAGCUUUGGAGAAGCAGAACUUAUUCAUAAAAAAGCUUAACUUGUGUUGUGUUGUAUUUGAUUUCACCGAACCCACCAAGCUCAAAGAAAAGGAGAUCAAGCGACAGACAUUGUUAGAGCUCGUGGAAUAUGUGACUUCUGCAAGUGGGAAAUUUUCUGAUGGUGCUCUGCAAGAAAUUGUUAAAAUGAUAUCAGCAAACUUAUUUAGGAGCCUUAGUCCUCAACCACGUGAGAAUAAAGUUGUAGAAGGCCUUGAUUUGGAAGAGGAGGAACCUACAAUGGAUCCAGCUUGGCUGCACUUGCAAAUUGUGUAUGAGUUUCUUUUGAGGUUUGUAGCCUCACCUGAGACUGAUGCAAAAUUGUCCAAAAGAUAUGUUGAUCAAUCCUUCAUCAUCAAGUUGCUUGACUUAUUUGAUUCUGAAGAUCCUAGAGAAAGGGAAUAUUUGAAAACAAUUCUUCAUCGAAUCUAUGGCAAAUUCAUGGUGCAUCGACCGUUCAUUAGGAAAGCUAUAAACAACAUUUUUUUCCGCUUUAUUUUUGAGACUGAGAAACAUAAUGGGAUUGCUGAACUUGUAGAAAUUUUGGGCAGUAUUAUUAAUGGGUUUGCACUGCCACUGAAAGAAGAACAUAAAGUGUUCCUUGUUCGGGCGCUAAUUCCCUUGCAUAAACCAAAAUGCUUAGCAAUGUAUCAUCAGCAGUUAUCUUACUGCAUUACGCAGUUUGUGGAGAAAGACUGCAAGCUUGCUGAUACUGUCAUUAGGGGGUUAUUAAAGUUCUGGCCCAUUACAAAUAGUUCAAAGGAAGUCAUGUUCCUAAAUGAAUUGGAGGAAGUUUUAGAAGCAACUCAGCCACCAGAAUUCCAGUGCUGCAUGGUGCCUUUGUUUUGUCAAAUUGCUCAUUGUUUGAACAGUCUGCACUUUCAGGUAGCUGAGCGAGCCUUGUUUUUGUGGAAUAUCGAUCACAUUGAGAACUUAAUUAUUCAAAACCGCAAGGUUAUAUUGCCCAUUAUUUUACCUGCCUUGGAGAAAAAUGCUAGAAAUCACUGGAAUCAGGCUGUACAUAGCUUGACUUUAAAUGUGCGCAAAAUCUUCUAUGAUCUUGAUCCAGAGCUGUUCAAGGAAUGCUUGCUUAAGUUUGAGGAAGACGAAUCAAAGGAAAAUGAGAUUGAAGUGAGACGUGAAACUACAUGGAAGCGCUUGGAAGAACUUGCUGAAAAGAAAGCUUCUGGUAGCGAAGCAGUGCUCAUUCCCCACAAAGCAAACGCUAAUGGCUCAUCAGGUUAGAGAUAGAGACAGAUUUAUUGGUAGUUUAAGAGUAUCAGAUUUUCUAUUGGGAUGAAGUGAUAGCCUUUUCUGGGUGGUGGAAUAUUGUCAAUUUCUUGCCUAUUAUAAAGAAGGAAUCUGAGAUUGCUGUAUGGUAGGUUCCAUCCGAUUAGCAAAGGCUAAUAAAACAUUUUUUUUGCUAAAUUAAUCUAUAUAUUCUUGAACUUGUCCUAUUCAUAUACUUCUUCUUGGUUAGCAUUUGAAUUUACUUGAUUGAUUAUGUUAUCAUGACUCAUGAGCAUAAGUUGGAAGCAUCGUAGCUCAGUUUAGAGAAAGCUGUGUGACUACUUACCACUGGCCAGUUGACAACUGACAGGUUUAUGCUUGAACAAGUCAAAAUGCAACUGCUCCAUUUUGCUUCCUGUAUUGGGUUUUCGACAUCUUUAGGCAGCUGCAAGUGCUAGUGCUGCUACUACUAUUACUACUACACAAAAGGGUUAGCUGAUUAUUGCAAAUCAUUAAAGCAGCCAUCUCCAUCUUUGGCAUGAAAAAUUUUCAUACGGCAUUCCCGUCAUUGUCAGGGAAUUUUUAGAAUAGCAACCAGGUUUUUUUUUUAAUGACUCUCUGCAAAUUACUGUAUGGACUGAAAAAUGGUGGUAAGAGAGUUAUUAAUUCCUCAAUCCGCAGCCUGAUAACGUCAGAUUUACAUACAUCACUUGCCUCCCGGCCCCUGGUUCUGCUCGACCCUAGUUGGGCCUCUUCCACCAGCAGUCGAUAAAACUUUACAAGUGCGUGGAGUGAACGCUCCAAUUACUCCUGCUGACCUGACACACACCGCGUCAACCCCACCUGGGCGGGAAUAAUCUCUCCCUAUCACCAGGCAGCAGAUUGAGGGCUCUAUUCAUGCUUUUAUUGUUUGCUUGUGGAAGAUAAAUU